This is a messenger RNA of Sitodiplosis mosellana (orange wheat blossom midge), 595 nucleotides long. RefSeq lists its product as uncharacterized. The record is from RefSeq and is a predicted model, not a curated record. Bases 47 to 493 code for a protein of 148 amino acids. The transcript is spliced from 5 exons. NCBI's taxonomy places the organism in Eukaryota, Metazoa, Arthropoda, Insecta, Diptera, Cecidomyiidae.
UUCGAAAUUGUGCACUUGGGUAAAAUUUCAUAUAAAUAGUUUUGGAAUGACUUCAGUUAAAUUCAAAUCGACGCUGUUUCAAUUGGCGAAAACAAUCAAAUUCAAAAUGAAGAUCGUUUCAGUACUUGCUGUCGUGGUAUUUAUGUGUACCAUGGAUUUGACUCUAUCUCAAUCAUCUGAUGAUGCUCAAGAUGAUGAUGACUCAUAUACCAUUGAUGGUUCCAAGGCUAUAGUUAAGUGUGUCGCAGACAUCACUACCAACCAUUUGAAGGGAUCUAAAUAUAAUCAAAACUGGGAAUCAAAUAAAGUUGAAGUAACUAAACUACUUAGCGAUAUCGAGUCAUGCCGCAAUAAACCAGAUGAAAAAAGUUGCAUCAUUGAGAAAACGAAGCCAGUUUACGACAAGUUCAUUAAAUUUGCUGACACUGUAUCAAAAGAGGACCCGAAACUUUACCAGGCAGCCUACAAUGAAAUUGUAACUAAAUGCAAAUAAGGUUUGUGGCCUUGGUGAAGGAAAUGGAUGGUGAAAAAAUCUGUUUGCACAAUGUACACCUUCAGAAUAAAUCGAUUGAUAAAAAUAUCAUCAACAAUUAUA